CAAUAGGAAGCGCUGUUGAAUCGGUACGUUGCGUGUUCUCGAGCCGGUAUCUUUAAUGAUCGUUCAGAACCAAGUCCAGCACUUUUUCAUACCGUAUUCAAGUAGUUACAGACGUUUAUUUGGUUUUAGGAUGUUAUAUUUAAGUGGGCUUUCCGUGGCACUGGCCCUGGCGCUGGUUCCGAGCUACAGUGACGCUUUGAAAGAUGGAGAGUGUGAAGUCUGUGUGGGUUUCCUGGAACGGUUUUACCAGACGCUAAAAGACGACGACGUCAAGUUCAACAGUGACUCCAUCGAAAAAGCUCUUCUAAAAUUUUGCAAAGAUACCAAAGGGAAAGAAAACCGCUUUUGUUAUUAUAUAGGGGCAACAAGUGACGCAGCAACAAAAAUUAUCAAUGAAGUUUCCAAACCGUUGAGUCACCAUGUGCCGGUGGAUAAGAUCUGUGAGAAGCUCAAAAAGAAGGACAGUCAAAUCUGUGAACUGAAAUAUGAUAAACAAGUUGACCUGAGCUCCGUCGACCUGAAGAAGUUGAAAGUGAAAGAUCUGAAGAAAAUUCUGGAGGAAUGGGGCGAAUCCUGCAAGGGAUGCGCAGAGAAAUCCGACUUCAUUCGCAAGAUCAAUGAGCUAAUGCCCAAGUAUGCGCCCAACGCAGCCAAGGCACGGACAGAUCUGUAAACUUGCAGGGAAUUAUGGGACCAAGGCAGCGGCCAAAGGCAUUUAGGGUGGAAGAUUAGCGCUGUGAAGCUGACUGACCGCCUAACAGUGGGGUUUUGCAUUGUGUUGUCACAUUACCAUGUACUCCAGGGGUAAACGUCAAGAAACCGAGCGCACACACACACUUCCGUCAAAACACAACCUUUCAUUUAUGACUUGCAAUGUGCAAGCUUGUAGUUCCAAAAUAAUAUCCAACACAACCUAUGUUUGCCUCCUGAUGUAAUGGGGAAUAUGUUUGACACGCUUUGCCCAGUUUGAUUUACAUUUUCUUUUUUCUUUUUUUUUGAGGGUAUGGGCUUGCUUAAUUGAUUCAUUAUAUGAAAUAUAAUGGAGGAAAGUCUCAUCUUCAAAAUAUGAGGGUCAGUUUGAGUGUAAAAUGUGUUUAAUACAGUUAUACUGUCUUUUUUCAUUAAAAGAAGAAAAGAAA
Rhinichthys klamathensis goyatoka is the source of this 1139-nucleotide messenger RNA. It is a transcript of the gene manf, whose product is annotated as mesencephalic astrocyte-derived neurotrophic factor. Gene Ontology annotation, cellular component: endoplasmic reticulum. The transcript has 4 exons. The record is from RefSeq and is a predicted model, not a curated record. Lineage: Eukaryota; Metazoa; Chordata; Actinopteri; Cypriniformes; Leuciscidae. The coding region runs from base 56 to 673 and encodes 205 amino acids. Gene Ontology annotation, biological process: dopaminergic neuron differentiation; neuron projection development.